AAGGCAACUCUCUUGGGGAAUGAUAUCGCUUUCGGGGAAGGGACGGUUAUUUUUGCACUUGCGUUGAUGACUUUGAGCUUCAAACCGAUUCCUCGAAAUGGUCACAUUCGACCCAUUUUUGGAAAUUUAAUUAACUGCUGA
Acaulospora colombiana is the source of this 141-nucleotide messenger RNA. The record is from the annotation of a GenBank genome assembly. NCBI's taxonomy places the organism in Eukaryota, Fungi, Glomeromycota, Glomeromycetes, Diversisporales, Acaulosporaceae.